Molecule: messenger RNA, 1242 nt
Organism: Syzygium oleosum
Lineage: Eukaryota; Viridiplantae; Streptophyta; Magnoliopsida; Myrtales; Myrtaceae
Exons: 8
Coding region: 291-1013 (240 amino acids)
Biological process (GO): transcription elongation by RNA polymerase II
Cellular component (GO): elongin complex; nucleus
Source: RefSeq, a predicted model, not a curated record
UCGUCCCCGUUGAGCCUCGCCGCUCACCUGAUAAAUGUUCUCCGCCUUCCCUUCUCGGUCGCCCACCUCCUUCAUGCAAUCCCCUUUGACCUCCUCCCGGAGGGUCGAGCGCAUGACCGGUUGAUCGGUCCAUCCCGCCGUUCUCCGAUCGCGUCGCCCCCCGUCGGGAACCGACCGGAUUCCUCUCCCUCCCGCCGGCGAUCGCCGGCCUCUUUGUCCCCCGAUCACCGCCCCCCGCCCCGCCGGCGCCUCCCCUUCCCCUCCCCCUCCGUCGUCGAUCGCUCCGCUCGAUGAGGUUAGAACUCGGCGGUAGGAGAACAGGAUGCGAGCUCGGUAGAAACAUGCCGAUGAGGAGCAAAGCUCCGUCGCUGGUCGAUCUCUGCGUCAGGACCGCGAUAGAUAACCUGAGAUAUCUAGGCGACGUCGGCGAGACCGAUGCUGAGCUUCUUGGGAGAAUCUUGCCGCACUGUACGGUUGAUCAGCUGAUGCACAUAGAGAAAAGUUCGAAAGGAAGAGACUUGACUCCGGUCACCGAUGAUCUGUGGAAGAAUUUUUAUGAGAAACAAUUCGGUAGUCAGAGCGCUAAUCUUGUCAUCGAGAGGAUGAAGCACAAGAAGUUUUCGUUCAGAUGGUUACAAUUGUAUGAGGCAAAGUUGAAGGACAUCGAGGAGGCUCAGAAUAAGUCGCUGGAUAGGAUGAGGCAACUAUACAAGGAAACGGAUGCCCAUAAACAAAGCCGGCAAGUUCGUCUUUGCUCAAAGGUGCCACCAUCAAGCAAUAAGAGAAGUUUCGGUUGCGGAUCUUACAACGUAUCCAAUCUGAAGAGCAAUAUAAUGAAGAAGGCAAAGAUAGAGACUCUUAAUAGUCGAGAGGUGAAAAACAUUGCAGCCAUGAGGAAAAAGGCAAUCCAGAGAGAAUACAGUAUUUCUCCCUUGAUAAGGCCACGAGGGCCGUCCGGUGGAGACUCUGCUUCAUCUUCUAAAGUGACGAAACCCAUGGGGAGAAGAAUUUAGAAGCUUGCUUCUGUUCAGAGGCUUUGCCAGGAACGGCAAUACAGGAUAGCACUCAUACAUGAAAGAUUUGCAUAUCAGAAUUAUAUUAUGUUUCGUCUUCUUCACCGGGUUUGUGCGAGCCUCCGUGCCUAUUCACUAUCCUUCGGCCACCCCGUGUGUAACUUUAUUUGCUCAUGAAUUAUUUAAAGACAUUUAGUUAUGAUUUGAGUGAUAAAGGUUCCUUCAAGUA